AUGAUCUUCGUGGUGACCUUUGUCGUCUUCCCGGGCGUGGCGGCCUCCUGGGCGCCGCAGCUGGAGUUCUUUACCAGCAAAGGUCGUUUGGGCCAGGACUGGUACACCACGUUGGUGGUGGGCAUUUUUCAAAUCUUCGACGUCGUGGGGCGAUCGACUCCCAAGGCCCUUGAAAAGAUCGGGAUCUCGGCUUCGCGACUCUUCAUUCCCGUGUGGCUGCGCUGUCUCUUCAUCCCUGCGUUCAUGCUGCUGCAGAGGUACCCAGGCUCUCUGCCAGCCCCCUGGCAGGACUACCUCGCUUUCGCCACGAUGGCACUCUUUGCUGCCUCCAAUGGCUGGUGCAGCACACUGUCAAUGAUCUACGGGCCUCAGCAGGUGCAGCAUCCGGAUGAGCAGCAUCGGGCAGGAGUGAUCAUGGAGCUGGGCCUUAUUCUUGGCAUUUUUGCAGGCUCGGUUCUGGCGCUGUUGACGCAACUGGGCAAGUUUGGAGCAUGGCUGUUGAAGCGCCUGGCGCCACGACCGGUCUAUUUCCUCUUGCCGGGAGCUGUGGCCAAGGGCCCGCCCACGGCGCUGAACGCGGCGACGUGUGCCUGGCCUCUCUACAUCGAACUGUGCAGCGAUGUGGUCCUCUUGGACUCGGAGCGAUGGCAGAAGUCCCCCUGGACCCGGAUGGAUGCUCUCUUGGCUGUGUGGGCAAAGACUCCCAUCUAUGUGCUACCCGAGAAGUACUCGCCUGCAGUGGCUCUCCCAGACGCCUCCGCAGCGCCACCGGCGGAGGACGAUGACGCCAAGGCCAGCGCUGUGAGCGAACCCUUGAGCUUCGCCAAUGAGGAGCCUUUGACCAUCAGCCGACCGGCGGAGGGCUUGUCAACGCCAUCGCCUUUGCUGCUGGGUCUUUGCGAUCGAGCAGCCGAGGGUGUCGAGGUUCAAGGCGCUGUGAAGGUGCAAAAGCCAACGCUGGCCGUGAAACGUCUGGUCUAG
This is a messenger RNA of Durusdinium trenchii, 981 nucleotides long. Lineage: Eukaryota; Dinophyceae; Suessiales; Symbiodiniaceae. The record is from the annotation of a GenBank genome assembly.